AUGUCCCCAUUAUUCUGUACAUUUAUCCUACUGUAUUUUUUCAUUGUCUGCGAAUCUACCUGGGUCAAAGAUCUUAAUCUUCCUAGACAGCUGUUAGAAUACCAUAUAUCUUCAAAUAAGAAUCUUCGAGAUAGAUGUAGUGAGGAUCCGACAUGUAAGAUUAAUCUCAACGCUUCAAAAUGUUUUGGCUUCGAGGAUGAUUGUAUAAAUGAGAAUUCGUUAGGAUUCAGAAGCAAGUUCACAAGUUGUGACAACAAUUUGAAUCCAAAAGUUGCUGAAAAGUUCUACGAACAAGGAGACUUUGGAUAUCUAGAAUCCCGUUUAGUCAAACACAGUAUCUGUUCUUCUGAUGAUUCGUCCAAAUCCAGUUUAUCCUGCUCCGAUCAUCUGACACAUUGCAUCGGUUCAAACAUCUAUUUUGAUUUUUCCAAUUUGAAAAUCAAAAGUUCUACUCGAUACCGACAAGAUGUAAUUCAGCCAGGACAAGUUGAAGGCAAUUGUGAAAACUUUGAUAGGAAAUUGCUGGAUAACAAUUUGAAUGUGAAAGGAUAUCUGAUGAGUUGGGCCGACGAGUUGCAGCAUUUCAAGUCUAAUCUGGAUUUCAAAAUGGACAAAGAGCAUUGUGAUGUCAUUUUUGAGAAGCCCACAGUAGUCAUGAAACUAGAUGCUGCUGUAAAUCUAUAUCACCAUUUUUGUGACUUCGUAAAUCUAUAUGCCUCGCUUCAUAUCAAUCAAACUUUUAAUCAAGACAUUGACAUAAUACUUUGGGAUACGCAUCCAGGAGGUUAUAACGAUCAUUACUAUGGUAUCACAUGGAAAGCGUUCUCCAGAAACGAACCAUUUGAGCUCAAGGAAUUUGGCAAGUCCCUUGAAUUUUUAAACUACGAAAUUACGGAAAAUAUACUUUCAGAUCAAAAACGAGUCUGCUUCAAAAACGUUAUGAUGCCAUUAUUGGCUCGACAGAGAAGCGGAUUGUUCUAUAAUAGUCCACUCGUUUAUGGAUGCUCCGGAUCUACCUUAUUAAAAACAUUUUCGCAGUUUAUACUUCACAGAUUGGGUAUAAAACCUCAAAAAGCAGAAUUGGAAAAAGUUCGAAUUGUGAUUCUAUCAAGAUCCACUGCCUAUCGUCGAAUUCUGAAUAUAAAAGAGCUUCUCAAAUCACUUGGACACUUGCCAAAUGUGACAACUCGAGUUGUUGAUUAUAAUGAACGUAUACCAUUCUUGCGGCAGUUGAACACCACUUCACAAACUGAUAUUUUUAUUGGUAUGCAUGGAGCAGGACUCACACAUCUCCUGUUUCUCCCAGAUUGGGCUGCAAUUUUUGAAAUUAUUUCACUUGGCCUGAAGAGAAAGUAA
Messenger RNA from Caenorhabditis briggsae, 1356 nucleotides. NCBI's taxonomy places the organism in Eukaryota, Metazoa, Nematoda, Chromadorea, Rhabditida, Rhabditidae. The record is from RefSeq and is a predicted model, not a curated record. The transcript has 11 exons. Gene Ontology annotation, cellular component: endoplasmic reticulum lumen. Gene Ontology annotation, molecular function: protein N-acetylglucosaminyltransferase activity. The coding region runs from base 1 to 1356 and encodes 451 amino acids.